This is a messenger RNA of Chinchilla lanigera (long-tailed chinchilla), 978 nucleotides long. RefSeq names its product cytochrome c oxidase assembly factor 6 homolog. Bases 476 to 742 code for a protein of 88 amino acids. The transcript is spliced from 4 exons. Gene Ontology annotation, cellular component: respiratory chain complex IV; mitochondrion. The record is from RefSeq and is a predicted model, not a curated record. Lineage: Eukaryota; Metazoa; Chordata; Mammalia; Rodentia; Chinchillidae. Gene Ontology annotation, biological process: respiratory chain complex IV assembly.
UGUUACAGUUCCCAAGACAGUUGGUUAGAUGGCAAGAUAGUCUAUGCCCUCCACUGAAUGAGCUUCUGCAGGGCUGCCACAGACCCUCCUUAGUCUUUAUCUCCAAGGCCCAGCACCGUGGCUGGCACUGCAUAGGUGCCUCAGGUCUGUGAAAUACAGUGGCUACGUGUGUGGCAUGUGUGAAAGAUGACUGGUAGGGCUGUAGGUGGCCAGCAGAUUUGACUACAAGCAGCAGCUCAGGAGGAAAAGCUGUUCUGGAACACGUUAAAUGUCCACCAGAGCCUUGGACACAGAAAACUGGAACAAAACUUUUUAAGGACCAAAAAACAUAGUCCUGCAAAUAUUACUGAUAAUAGUAGCAAUGGAAGCUAUGAGAGUGGAUCAGCUCACCAAAGAAAAUGGAACAGUUGAGGUCCACAUAACUUAUCUGAAAUGAUCUUGGAGGCAGAAGUGUUUGGAAUACAGCUUUCUUAAGAUGUUGGAAUGCUGGCUCCCAGCAGGAAUGGCAGCCCCCUCCAUGAAGGAGAGGCAGGUCUGCUGGGGAGCCCGCGACGACUACUGGCGGUGCCUCGAAGAGAGCGCCGAGGACGCAUCGCGCUGCCAACAGCUGAGGAAGUCCUUCGAGUCCAGCUGUCCCCAGCAGUGGAUAAAAUAUUUUGAUAAAAGAAGAGACUACUUAAAAUUCAAGGAGAAAUUUGAAGCAGGACAAUUCCAGCCUUCAAAAUCACCUGCAAAUUCAUAGGCUGUUCUUAACUUUUCACGAAGGUUGAAAUUAUUUUUUCUGGACAUUCAGAAAUGCUUUGUUGGUUCUGGGACAGUAUUUGAAUCAUGGUACACACCGAUACUUGCUCCCUGUGUACAAUAGUUAAUAAGUGAAAUGAUCAAGUAACAGAAGAUCCCAUCAUUCAGACGGUGAAGAACAGAAAUAAAAUGGUAUUAAGUAUGUUCAGUUUUAAUUUAGUAAGAAACCUGUUUUAA